Messenger RNA from Varroa destructor (honeybee mite), 4462 nucleotides. RefSeq lists its product as uncharacterized. Lineage: Eukaryota; Metazoa; Arthropoda; Arachnida; Mesostigmata; Varroidae. The record is from RefSeq and is a predicted model, not a curated record.
UAUGCGAAGACGGUGCCAUCAACUAGCGCCUGACACCGAUUUGUACAUUUGGCUUUUGGGUUGCUGAUUAGUUAGAAGAAACAGGCCUGAUCCAAAAUGCAACUGUUAUGGUAGGAUUAUCUAUUAGUUGCUACACCAUAUUCAAAUCAACGAUUGGACUGCGGUGUGUAAAGCAGUGGUGCUGAAAACAACACAUUGAACAAGAACGUUUUCGAUUUUGCUGAUACAGUGUAAACUUUUGUUGGAUCGUGAAAAGAAUUAGGAGUUUCCAUGCGGACAUUCUGUUCCAUUCGACAGCUCAAACAUUAAAAGAAUACAGGACUAGGUUAUAUACAUUACAUACAAUAGAGGUGGGAAUGUGGAACGAUGUAACUAAGGUUGGCAACUCCAGUGAAAUAUCAGUAUCUUAAGGCGCCUACUUACCGCGUACGUAACGGUUUAUGAGCUCAAUAAUUAUUGUAAAAAAUCACGGUUAGAGCCACUGCGAAAUGGCGAAAAAGGAGCAGAAUAACAAAACGACUACCGAAGAUAUUAACAACAACCCAACUGACUCGCCUCCGUGGGCUAAUAGUCCGUACGCCAAAUAUAAUUGGAUGAUGCGACCUUGUGAAGUUUAUGAAGAUGAGUAUAACGACUGUAUCUCGAUGAGAGCCCGCUUACACCAAAAGUUCAUUUUUGGCGAAUAUGUCGAUUGCAGCGACUGGAAAUCGGAUCGAGACAACUGCUUUAAAUGGAGAACGAAAAAAGAUCUUGUAGCUUUCGAUAAUGUUGUGAGGAGUGAACUACAAAGAAAGGUGAAGCGGAACUUAGCGACGCUUGCGACAUCUUCUGUAUGGGAAUUUCGCGAGACACCGCCUUCACAGGAAGAAUGGUGCCCAGAGUUGCCUUCGUUCCUCAAAGAGAAAAUGGAAAAGUCCACGCUUGGAGAAUUACAUUUUGAGAAGAAACGGUCGUGUAUAAUACUGUGAGCUUUCCCUUGUUAUCAUUAAAUCGGCGACUGGAAGAUAAUGUGGUAGAAAAGCUGGUCUCUGACCUUUAGAAUUGAAAUUACUUUUGAAAGUUAGUUUUAGACACUAGACAUUGUAUCACGCAUUAUAUAUUUUGCAUUGUAUAUCAGUCAGACACGCGGGGGUGAACGGCAGACAUCUUUCAAUUAUAGUAUCGCAAUAGGAUGUAGAUGAAAAAUAUAAAAUAAAAUAGGCGUGUUAAAAAUGGAAGGGACAAAUAAUAAACUUUGAAAAUAUAUAUAAACAAAAUGUACGUGCCAAUUACUAAGUUUUUUUGUACAGUAAAGGUAAAAUUAUAUACAUGCUACUUUUUAUCACAUGUUUCUUCGUUGGAGUUAGUUUUUACUCAUGAGGUUUUAUGGGCACUCUUACUUGCAAAAACAGUCGUAAAACAAGGUGCGUUUUUCAAAAGUGAAUAAGGUCAAACCUAAACAAACUAUAAGUGUAAUUAAUGCAUUGUCUGGCUGUCAACCGACCAGUCUUUAUAUAUUUAGGUCACAAUACGCUAUCGUUCCAAAGUUCAUAACACAAUAUCUCCAAGAAAUGUGUUGGUUAUCGUUACAGCUUCGACGAAUUGGGGUAAAUCUCUGUCAAUAUUAUCAUAAUGGUCAUGCUACGUAUCCUGGGCUAGAGCGGCUUUUGGAUAUGGUUAAAAUCCAGUAUUUUAGUUUCAUUUCUGAAUUAAAGUUCCCUUUUCGCUCGGCAGUUUAAUGACGAACCGUUUGGUUGGUUAGUAGUAGGCAAGGGACGCCAGUUUCAGAAAUACAGAGAGGAUCUGCGCUGAUAUCACUAACAGUAAGAAUAGCUUUAGCAUAACAGAAGACCUAUUUAACCUGAAUGACUGUUUCUCAUACUCAAGUCUAGUUUUUAUUGAAAAUUGUUCUACGUCUAGAAAUGCAUACUGUAUAUAUGUGCCUGUUUCCAGACUCAAAUUUGCGACUUUUUAGGCCUUUUUUAGUCUUUUUUUCGUUUUAGAAUGCCUCAGGGCCUCUAGCUCCAGAUAGUCUUUGGACACUAUUACGUAAGCCGUCAGGUAGGCGCUGCUUCGUCACUACUCAACCUUUAUAUAUGUCUUCCCAAUUUUGUAUCACCAUUUCCUUACUGUGGAGAUACGUUUUCAUGGAUAAUAUCUCUCUGAAAUUGUUUUGCGCGUAUGUCCAGAUCUGAACACGCGACUUACGCAAACUAGUUAUUCUUUUGCAGCAAUAAACGGUGUUCUGUCGAUAUCGAAGAAAAGGUAAAUUAUAUUUCUGCGCUAGUCAUCACAGGCUAUAGUUUUGAUUUGCAUGUACUCCGAAGCAGUCAUGAUACCGACGCUGAAAGACUCGCUAUCAGAAACGACUAUAAAUUUACGCGGUAUGUUUAUAUAUAUUCCGUAAAUGUGUACCUACGAUAUGUAAAUUAAGAUAUCACGUUUUGCCUAGUCCGCGAGCAGCAAAUAAGGAGGCAAAUUUAACGCUUUUAAACAAUCAAAAAUAACGGUGUCAUACUGAAGGGCAGCAUUCGGGAGAUAUAAUUUUAUCGGGAUCUUUCAACAUUGCCUCCAUAUUGGCGCGUAAAUCUCAUAAUAAAUUCUAUACCUAUUCCGAAAGAGUUCCGCGUUUUCCUCACACAUAAUAUUGACCUCGUAUUAUAUAAAAAUAUCUCAAGAUUAGAUUGGGCCUUUGUUUAUUCACUUUCUCAUUGAUCUUACGGAUAACUUGGCAUUGCGCCAUACACUUCUAGAGAAAAGGAGAAAAACAACAGUCAUUUAAAUAGGUAAAGCCCUAAAUGCUUUCAUAGUAAGAGUAUCAAUGAUUCUGCAUGGCGUGCUGGUUUUGUCUCGUCGAAUUUACCUCAGCUUCAGAUGGUGGAGGGACGAAGGAAAUUGUUCCGUGGCUCGUCUGCUUAGCGCUAAGUCUACAUAGAGUUUCGGACCAUUACAGACCCGUGCUAUGACUAGAGCUGGCUAAGCUAAGCCGCUGAACAUACGUGGGUUUGGUGGGCGAGAGCGCCCGUUCUGUUCAGGUCGAGAGGGACUUGCCGAUCUAGCAAGUGGCCGUCAGACGGCGAAAAUCUUUGUUUCGAGAGAAUCUGUAGACUUGAUUAGGCCGAGAGCAGUACUGCAACGAACUACCAAAAUGUACGAUAAACGUCGUUCGAGGACAUACCGGGUGAACUACGAGAUUGGCAAUUCGCUGUACUCGAAACAAAUCGCAAACCUGAAUGCCCGCACAGGAUCCAUAUCUACAAGCUUCGUUAAUCCUCAUUGGAGCACGCGUGAUGAUUUGUACAUCCAUGAGAGCAUCUAUGGUAAACGAAGUCGCGAUCUUCUUCGAAACGAUUGGCGGCAUACGGCACAUUUUCACGACCGCAUAGUUCAGGACGCCAUGCCCAAAGAAGAUUUCUCCAAAUAUUGGAAACUUGAUGGAACCUACUGGCGUCGUUUGUGGCCAUCGACGGAUUCGUUUGGCAGAACACAUGCCGGAGAAACGGUUCGCUGGGUAGAGCAGACCCGAACUCGCGAAAAGCACAUUGAAUGGCAAAAACAACGGGAGCGGGAACGCCGGGACAAGCUGCGCGAAAUUUAUGCCCCAGAACGACCAGACACACUCUAUGGACUCAAACGACAUUUUAGCGUUAAGUGGUAGCACUGUCUUCGGGCUUGUCGGCGCAUGCAAAGGCGGUCUAUGUGAAUGCGCCUUACGGGCCUACGCUACUACUACACUACGAAAACUGACAAUCACAGACGACGCUUCAUAGUUUCAUUUCUUUUACAAGGGCAUGUCCUAUUAUCAUAAUAAGAAAAUGUCCCCCGAAACAGGGUUUACUAGUAGAUGAUGACAAAUAAUAUAGCCUCCACCGUUGAUUAUCUACCACCAUUAUCCAAAAAUUAACAUUGGUAUACAAACAAGUGAAAGAGUUCAGAAAUCUGAAUUCAGUAUAGGGCAUCUCUGACUUUCAUCUAACGAACAAGUAUAGUAUUGAGAGGUGAGAACAAAGCCGAAAACCUAACAGCACUUAUUAACCUUCAAGAAGACCUGAAGUAAUAAACGUCGUUUUGGAAAGGCAAGUUUCAUCCUUAUAGGUAUAUCUAGUGUGAGAAUCAUAUGCGCUGGAAUGAUAUUUACAAUGCUAGCCAAUGGACAAGUACGCAAAUCUCACUACCUACCAAUUCCUGUUUCAUCUGGUAAAUUUUGACUGUGGAUUUACCAUUUUUCCGACAACAGUGUCUUUUUUCCUUAAUGGCACUGAAAUAUUUUGCGGUUCUCUGCCAUGUGAUGCCUAUUUGUCAUUAUUUUAAAAUUCCAAAAAGGAGUUCUCUGUCACCUCUGUCUCAGUAACGCCAAGUAGUACUAAAGAAUCGCCAAGAACCAACUUCUUGCACCAUUUCUUUUUAUAAAAUGGGCGAAAAUCUUAUUCUUUGAUCCCUGCCCUCCCGCAAUGCACUAGGCUAAUUAACUAAACAGAUUUCA